AUGAUGUCCCAAAAAUUAAUGAUCUCCUUAGCCAUUUUGGCAAUAUUUUCGCUAUCGAGCGUAAAACUGAACCAAGCCGCUAGAUUAAUCCUAAACGAGGACAAACAAAUACGGUCAACGAACAAGUGGGGUCAAGACAACCUUUUGCUGCCAAUCUUGCAACGUGGCCGAACAGUUGGGCCCCCAUCGCCAAGUGGCUGCACGUGGGUCCCCGGCCAAGGCGGAAACCCUUGCACCGCCACUCUCGGCCACCGGAACUUUGCCGGAGACCGUCAUUUGCCUGCCACCGGAAAUUAUGGGUUCCCGAAGAAAACGGCUAGCUAG
Molecule: messenger RNA, 324 nt
Organism: Striga asiatica
Lineage: Eukaryota; Viridiplantae; Streptophyta; Magnoliopsida; Lamiales; Orobanchaceae
Source: the annotation of a GenBank genome assembly